This is a messenger RNA of Necator americanus (New World hookworm), 1554 nucleotides long. RefSeq lists its product as uncharacterized. The record is from RefSeq and is a predicted model, not a curated record. The coding region runs from base 1 to 1554 and encodes 517 amino acids. NCBI's taxonomy places the organism in Eukaryota, Metazoa, Nematoda, Chromadorea, Rhabditida, Ancylostomatidae. The transcript has 15 exons.
AUGAGUACCUCGCAGGAAAUUCAGGAUUCUUUCGACGAGAGUUUGGAUUUAAACUCUCAAGGUCGAAAUUCUUGCGCGUUAAAAAGACAUCUGGAGAGUAAUUCGCCUGGUUCUCACAAGAAGUCAUACUGUGUCAAAAGGGCAUGUAAUGGCAUAGCCCCAGGGCCAUCUUCUGAAGCGGAGUCAAGUCCACUAGCUAAAUUCAGUGGGUUCCUCACCGCUGGAUCAAAUCGUGAAAUCAAAGUCAGUGAAACAGCCCUCGUUUUGGCCCGGGCUCGUCUCCGUUCGUCAGUAGAAGACACAUGCAUUGAAGAAAAAGUCUUGGAUAGUGCAUCAAGCGCUCCCGCCCAGCACUUAGGCUUCGUAACCGCAGGAUCAAAUAAGGCAAUUCACGUGUCGGAAGCUGCUUUGGAAUUAGCGAGACGUCGUUUAGAUUCUGUUCCUGACGUGCAACUUCCAACUUCCGGACGGGUGGCGGACGAGGAGAACCUUGAUCCUUCUGUAGGAACAUUAUUGCGGAGAAAUUCCACAUACAAAAGUUUUAGAGCAGUCAUGCUAUCUGGUACGCCAACAACGACUAGAAAUCCAAAGAAUCUCAUCAACACUAGUUCUUCAACGCCAAAUAUGGUUAAACCGAAUGCUGGAACUACUACGAGCGUACCGCCACUUGCUGGAGUUAGUUGUGCUGCUCUGUCUGCGUUUUCCUGUCGAGUCACAUGCGUUCGUGAUCUAUCGAAUCUGAUGUCACCUUCUGUUGAUUUCCUUGGUAUUGUUAUAAAAGGAGGAGGUCCUGGUGAGCACAGCUCUGAAGGGGUGUCCGUUAUCGAAUUGGGAGACCGCUAUGGUGAAUCAGUGUCCGUUGAAUUAAUAUCGAGUUCGAUUCCUCCGAGCAUUUCAAGAGGCUCUGUUAUUUCUAUAGCAGGGGCUUUGGUUAAGCGAGUUGAAGGGGCAAUAUCACUCGUAUCAAAUGAUUCAUCAUUCGUAGAUUUCGAACCGAUUGAUCCUGAAGCACAGUGCCUUCAUCGGUUGUUCGAAACCGGAUUGUUUAAUGAGCCACCGGCCGAAGACUUGUUCUUUGACAGUACUUCUUUGCGCAUGAUUGGUCGUCUUAACGAGUACCCAGGAGAAACAUCGACAAUUAUGGCAAGGAUUCUCGGCAUAAAUUUGGACAAACUUGUCUACUUAGGAUGCACUGUCUGUAAAUCAUCGGUUAGCCCAAAUCCGAAAGGAGCCAUUGACUGCCAGCAUUGCCGCAACAGAAAAGCUCGAUAUUUCUACUCGCUUAGUGUAGAACUGGCUGACUUCAGCGGCAUAAUUGAUGUAAUAUUGUCCACCGAUGCAGCCGAAAAAUUGGUUGGCCGUCCUGCUGGUGCAAUGGUGAGGCUGAAUAAACAGUCACUGCAAUCAACGUUAGCCUCGCUCUGUUACCGCCCCAUGCUGUUCCGCAUAUCGAUGCAAAAUUCGAAAUGGUUUGUCGAUGAAUGGAUACACUUGGAUAUUCCGAAGUUUAAGCCUUAUCUAAAGAAAAUAGCAGAGAGCAAAGGUUACAAAUAA